CGACUGUUCAAGGUCCCCACUGCCGGUAUCAUGCCUCGGGACGCGACGUGGCAUCAGCAGGUCAAGCAUCGUCUCCGAGCCAUUGCCGAGAGGUUCAGCAACAACAAGAGAUCUCGGAGCAGGCAACCUCUGCCGCAGGUGUGCAAUUUGCCGUCCAUCCCACCUGAAGUGUGGGGUAUCAUCAUUCAGCAUGCCUGCCUCUUAGACCACGACCCGCUGGACGUCUCGCAGGAGCUUUCGUUCCUUGAAUCAGCGACGAUGCAGCUUACAGGCUACCGGUACAUCAUGCGUGUCAAACUCGCCCUGUCGCUCGUUUCAAAGGAGUGGAAUGCUCUCUGUCGGCCUUUCCUGUACGAAUUCGUCUGGAUCAGCCGUUCCGUCCAGGCGCGCCUGCUUGCUGCCAUGCUCCGUGCGGAAGACAAGACAUACGGCUCUAGUGGGCAGUACAUCCGCCGACUGCAUAUUGAGACCCUCGCGCUCGAGCGCUGUACCCCGGCCGACCUGCGCACGAUCCUCGACCACGCGCCCCACCUGCACGUUUUCUCUGAUCACCAAUCUGUCCAGCGUCAGCAGAUCGAGCAUCUGCUCGAUCCCCGCUGCAGCCCGGAGGAGCUCCUGCGCCUCGUCGCACACGCGACGAUCCGCAGGCUCAGUUGGACGAAUUACGACCACACGCCGUUCCCGCUACACAUGCAUCCGCUGGAGAGUAACCUGGCGAUACGCCUUGAGUACCUCGAGCUCUCGUCGUAUGCGCCCAACGCAGCCCUGCAGCCUGCGUUAGCCAAGGACGCUGCACAGAGGGACAUGAACGUCUCGCUACCCUCCCUCCGCGCGCUCAAGGUGUCCCUCGACAACGCGACAUUUGCUGCGCUCGCAUCGUGGGACAUGCCGCGGCUCACGAACCUCUCCGUGCUCUCGUCCGACUUCUGCUACACCGGCGCGGGCUUCGCGCAGUUCUUCCGUGCUCACGGCUCCAAGCUGACGCAGCUCGAGCUCGGGCACUCGUCCUCACUCAUCGAGGAGCACUACCUCACCACCCCGCGGCACAUCCUGCACGCGCAGCAGACCGCCGCGGCGGGCGCGCGGCGGCCGAUCCCUCUGGCGGACUGGUGCCCGAACCUGCGUGAGUUCGUGUGCUCUGCGGACGCCGAGUGGCACUGGCAGUCGCCCGACUGGAUCGCGCCGCACGUCCUGCUGCCCGCGCACCCGAACGUGCAGCUCAUCGGUAUCCGCGACAUCGACAAGCGCCUGCGCGACGACCCGGACUUCUCGUCUGCAAGCAUGAGCGCGGACGCGGAUGCCGACACGGCGUACUUCACGCUGUUUGAGCAGAUGUCGUCGCUGCUCCGCCGCGACGCGUUCCCGAACCUGCGCUUCGUGCGCGACCUCAGCGCGAAGAGCCACCGCAUGCGCACGGUGCGUCCGGCAGAGCGCGUUGUCCGGUUCUGGAUGAACGUCGUGCGCAGCUGUCAAGAGCGCGGCGUGUGGCUUGAAGACCACUCUGGCAUCAACGUCACGGUUCGCAACCUGUGCCAGGCGCGGCUGAACCAAGUCCACGCUUGGCCGUCAUGGGACGACUCUUAGCGUGUGCCCCCCGUUAGCGUCUGUUCUACCCAAUCUCAAUCGUUACAUGGACAUCACAUCUGAUUCAGUCGUUUACGUCAACCCAUCUGUACGUAUCUACUACCCCGCCGUCGUUGUAUAACCCACCCGUUAUGCUGUCGUUUCAUACCUACCAUGAUAUCCUAUCCUCUCGUUUCCUCGGAGCUACUACCCCGUGCAUCUACUCGGACUAUGGGUGAUAUAUGGGUCUGCUAUAUACCGCUGCAUCGCGCUGACUUAUAUAUGCCUCAUACUUGCUGGGUGUUUCUUGGUUUGCUUGGACUUUCUGGAGGUCAUCGCACUUUGUACAGACCCGUCUUUCUCCAAAAUACAAUCAACUUUAUGUGCCCAUUC
Molecule: messenger RNA, 1956 nt
Organism: Postia placenta MAD-698-R-SB12
Lineage: Eukaryota; Fungi; Basidiomycota; Agaricomycetes; Polyporales; Adustoporiaceae
Exons: 2
Coding region: 31-1584 (517 amino acids)
Source: RefSeq, a predicted model, not a curated record